This is a messenger RNA of Lampris incognitus (smalleye Pacific opah), 4375 nucleotides long. RefSeq names its product adaptor related protein complex 1 subunit gamma 1 (gene ap1g1). Gene Ontology annotation, molecular function: clathrin-cargo adaptor activity. Lineage: Eukaryota; Metazoa; Chordata; Actinopteri; Lampriformes; Lampridae. The record is from RefSeq and is a predicted model, not a curated record. Gene Ontology annotation, cellular component: membrane coat; AP-1 adaptor complex; Golgi apparatus. Gene Ontology annotation, biological process: receptor-mediated endocytosis; intracellular protein transport; Golgi to vacuole transport. The transcript has 23 exons. Bases 162 to 2621 code for a protein of 819 amino acids.
CGAACCUCCUUGCACAGCGCGACGAGCCGUAUCCCUCCGCCUGCGGGGUAGGUAGGUGCGCUGAGGCUCGAGCGGCCGCCAUUUUGAAUGUCUGGUCCGUUCCUCCCUCCGCUGCUAACAGAGAAGAUUCUGGUUGUUUUCCGGCACCGUUACGGCCAAGAAUGCCAGCUCCGAUCAGACUUCGGGAGCUGAUCCGGACCAUCCGGACAGCUCGGACCCAGGCAGAGGAGCGUGAGAUGAUCCAGAAAGAGUGUGCUGCCAUACGUUCAUCCUUCAGAGAGGAAGACAACACAUACCGCUGUAGAAAUGUGGCAAAGCUGCUCUACAUGCACAUGUUGGGCUACCCAGCACACUUUGGCCAGCUGGAGUGCCUGAAGUUGAUUGCGUCCCAGAAGUUCACUGACAAGCGGAUAGGUUACUUAGGAGCCAUGCUGCUGUUGGACGAAAGGCAGGAUGUCCAUCUACUCAUGACAAAUUGCAUCAAGAAUGAUCUGAAUCACAGUACACAAUACGUCCAGGGCCUGGCGUUGUGCACUUUGGGGUGCAUGGGUUCUUCAGAGAUGUGUCGCGACCUGGCUGGAGAGGUGGAGAAGCUACUUAAAACAUCUAACUCCUAUCUGAGGAAAAAGGCGGCGUUGUGUGCAGUACAUGUUAUCAGGAAGGUUCCAGAACUUAUGGAAAUGUUCCUCCCAGCCACAAAAAACCUGCUGAGCGAGAAGAACCACGGUGUUCUCCACACAUCGGUUGUCCUCCUCACUGAAAUGUGCGAAAGAAGUCCUGACAUGCUGUCCCACUUCAGAAAGCUUGUUCCCCAGUUGGUGAGAAUCCUGAAGAACUUAAUCAUGUCUGGAUACUCUCCCGAGCAUGAUGUGUCUGGCAUUAGUGAUCCCUUCCUGCAGGUGCGGAUAUUGAGACUACUGAGAAUUCUGGGCAGGAGUGACGAUGACUCGAGUGAAGCCAUGAAUGACAUUCUUGCACAGGUUGCAACCAACACAGAAACAAGUAAAAACGUAGGCAAUGCAAUUCUUUAUGAAACUGUACUUACCAUAAUGGACAUCAAAUCCGAAAGUGGAUUGAGGGUGUUGGCUAUUAACAUACUAGGUCGUUUCCUUCUAAACAACGACAAAAAUAUUAGAUAUGUGGCACUGACAUCUCUACUAAAGACUGUACAGACAGAUCACAAUGCAGUGCAGAGGCAUCGCAGCACCAUUGUGGAUUGUUUAAAAGAUCUGGAUGUGUCCAUCAAAAGGCGUGCAAUGGAGCUGAGUUUCGCCCUGGUGAAUGGCAACAACAUCCGAGGCAUGAUGAAGGAAUUGCUCUACUUCUUGGAUUCCUGUGACCCAGAAUUCAAAGCAGACUGUGCGUCAGGAGUCUUCCUAGCUGCAGAGAAGUAUGCCCCUUCAAAAAGAUGGCAUAUAGACACCAUUAUGAGAGUCCUCACAACAGCUGGGAGCUACGUGCGAGAUGACUCUGUUCCUAACCUCAUCCAGCUCAUCACCAACAGUGUGGAAAUGCACGCUUAUACAGUUCAGAGACUUUACAAAGCCCUGCUUGAUGACAUCUCCCAGCAACCGCUGGUGCAGGUGGCCUCUUGGUGUAUAGGAGAGUAUGGAGACCUGUUGGUAUCUGGGCAGUGUGAAGAGGAGGAGCCCAUCCAGGUUACAGAGGAUGAGGUCCUAGAUGUGUUGGAAGGACUUCUGGUGUCCAACCUGUCCACCCCUGUAACCCGGGGAUACACCCUCACUGCCAUCAUGAAGCUAUCCACUCGCUUCAGCAGUGUCAACCGGAUCAAGAAGGUGGUGUCAAUAUAUGGAAGCAGCAUCGAUGUGGAGCUACAGCAGAGAGCUGUGGAAUACAACGCACUUUUCAAGAAAUAUGACCACAUGAGGCCAGCUUUACUAGAGCGAAUGCCCAUCAUGGAGAAGACUGCUUCCAAUGGCCCUACAGAGAUUGUCCAGACCAAUGGGGAGACAGAGCCCUCGGUUCUGGAUACAAAACAUCCACCCUCAGUCACUCAGCCAGCCAAUCAGGCUAAUGAUUUGUUAGACCUGCUGGGCGGUAAUGAUGUGCCAGUUAUCCAGACCACCCUGCCUACCAAGCCAGCCUCAGCUGGUGGAGAGCUGCUAGACCUCUUGGGGGACCUUUCUCUGAGUGGUGGCCCUGCCCCUGCCCCUGCCCCCUCUGUGCCCACCUCCCAGCCCCCGUUCCUCCUGGAUGGCCUUUCCUCACCGCCCCUGUUUAAUGACAUUUCAGCUGCAGGUAUUCCACCAAUGACUGCGUACAACAAGAAUGGCCUGAAGAUAGAGUUUACGUUUGAGAGAGCCAACCCCAAUCCAAACAUCGCAGUCAUCACCAUCCACGCCUCCAACUCCACUGAGGCAGACAUGACUGACUUUGUUUUCCAGGCUGCAGUACCAAAGACGUUCCAGCUGCAGCUCCUCUCCCCAAGCAGUAACAUUGUACCAGCACUCAACCAGGGAAACGUCACACAGGUCAUCAGAGUUCUCAACCCGCAGAAGCAACAACUACGAAUGAGGAUCAAGCUGACCUACACCCACAAAGGCUCACCUGUGCAAGACCUGGCUGAGGUUAAUAACUUUCCCCCUCAGUCGUGGCAGUGACAGGCUUCUCAUUAAAAGCCCUGCCAAGGGAACUAUGAAAAAGAUUCACCUCUCACCCCCUUCUUUCUUCAAACGGACUCCCUCCCCCGUGGCGUCACUGCAGAGCGCUGCCCUAGCGUUGCAUGGGAAAGCAGCAAAAGGCCAAUCACAGGGGAGAACAAUCAGAUGUUAAGAAGACCCUAAUGACUAUCGACGUCACCAGAAAAAUCUGAACACAUAUCCAUCAGCUUAACCACUUGGCAUUUUUUCCCCUCCUUUUUCUUCUUCCUUGAUUUUACCCUUGGUCUGUUUGCUUUGUCCCACAACUUCCCCACCCCUGCUACCAACACCCACACCCACAAAAAGCACAUAUGACCUACACAUGCACGCAUACACACACCGCAGGUUGAACAUGCUGUGCUCCACGUCCGAAGACAUCUUAGAGGAACUGUAUGAGCAUUUGUGUAAUACGUCGUUUUCUUUGGAGUCAUGGUUUUAUUCUUUCAGGUUUCUUUGUUGAAUUAUUGUUCAAGUUUUUUUCUUUUCAAGUCUGACAUCUAACUAAAAACUUAACGCCCUGCGUCCGUCUGCAACUGUCAAAUGUAUACUUUCCAAUCAAGAUUUCAGAUUUGCAGCUUGUGGCCAGCACAUGAAUUUAAAAAUGGGUUCUGUGUGUGUAUUUUAGCAAUUAGCUCCAAUACUUUUAUUAUGAUUAGUUUCAUGUUGAGAUACUUCACCCUAAUGGAUGAUUCUGUAAUCAUUUGAUGCAGCAGCUGCAAAGUCACGAAGUUGGCAGGAAACCUCUUUCGAUCCUUCAUCUCAUGAGUGGUUUAAGUCAUCAGACCUUGGUGUUGGUUUGAAUCACAUCGGUUUGUACUGACGCUCAUGUCAGCAUUGGUGUGAUCAUGCCUCAGCCCUCCCUGGUUCUGACAGGAGCGGUCUGUACUCUGACUGUAUUGGAGGAAAGAUGUCCAUGUUUUGUCAUAGGAAAAUAUCCACAUCCGCAUUGCCUAGUCUGACCACCUGGGGCCACCUUGAGGAGGAUGUGCUCCAAUUUUAGCGCAAAGCUUUCUGAGACCAUGCUUUAUUUUUACCUCCUGUAUGUCCAUUCAACGGUUGAUUGCUUCUCAUUGUCUGGUGAUCACGAGUUGUGGUCAGAAAUAAUUUUGCAGGUUCAUAGGCAGAUGUAUUUAUAGACUUACUGGUGGCGCGGAGAUCUCUCUGUAUUUUCCUGCAUCCAGAUACAUUCGAACAAGCAUAGGAUAUCCACACAGUAUAGCUUGCAAUCUAGAGAACUAAAUCUGUUUAUUUAAUUAACUUAGUUGUACUUAGUCACCAUGCACGUACAUUUAAAUGAAGUCUGUUAUGAAUGUAGUUACAUGCACUGAAUGCUUUCGUUCCCUUGAGUCUUCUUUUUCAUGGCCGUCUUUGAGGGAGACAGUCGUCUUGUUGGCACUAUUUUUGCAAUAGUAUGUUUUGUUUUUCUGCAGUUCUCUGACUUAAAUAUUUAUGCCUGAUAUCAAAAGUGAUGUGCCUUUCUGACAGGACUAGAUAAGCAGCCCCUGAAUUAAUCAGUUCUUCAUGAGCUGGGUUUAUAAGAGUCUGAUUGUGUGUUGACCUGGGUUUCGGGGAGAAUCUGAAGGAGAGGGGUCAGAUGGAUUUAAAGCGAGUUUUCGCCUCAGAAGAUAUCGACUCUAGAGCAGCGGUGGCUAACCAUGUGUCAUGGAGAGCCAUGUGUGCAGGUUUUCAUUCCAGCCCGACUCCACACCAGGUGG